GGAAGUUGAUUAAAUCGUCACAUAACAAAAGUGUCAUGGCGGAGUUAGACGAAAACGCUAGUGAUAAGGAAAAAUCGCUGGCAAAAAACAGUAGAACUAGGGACGGCGAAAAUAUGAAAACACAUAUUCACAAGCCCUGUUCCGUGGGCAAACAAGACACCUCCACCGCUGUUACCACCACGGAGUACUGCGAAAAAUUACAAGAGUGGAUGUGGCAGUACUACUACAGCUAUAUGAACUGGCAGAGCUGGAUAGCCAUGUCUGCGUUUUCCUUCCCACCGUGUUUCCCAACACAAGGAACAAAUGAAAUGCAAGGAGCGUCGACAUGGGGUACAGAUAUGCCUAAUGGAGACCUUCGCAAUUGGUUUAGCAGCCCGUUUGGUUUUCCUGCUGCAGCUGCGAAUGCAGCGGGUCCAGCUGCUGACGCGAGCAGACAGAGUUCUCGAGCUCCUGCCACUGCGCCUGCGCAGCUGCCACAACAACAACCACAGCAACCUAAUGGAAAUGCUCAACAGCCAGGUAGGGAAUAUUCUAUCCCCUCUCCUCUACAAAGGUUCUUGGCAGAAAUGGUGGAUUUCUUCAUUCUUUUCUUCAUUAAAGCUACAAUUAUCCUCAGUAUUGUGCACUUCAGUGGAAUGAAGGACAUCUCAAAGUUUGCCAUGCACUUCAUUGUAGAGGAGAUUGAUGAGGACACGUCAAUGGAGGAAUUGCAGAAGAUGAUGCUCGUGGCUCUAGUGUACAGGAUAUUAGUUUGCUUUUAUGAGAUCAUAUGUAUUUGGGGAGCUGGUGGGGCGACACCAGGGAAGUUUAUCAUCGGCUUACGAGUGGUCACAUGUGACAGCUCCGUCCUGGUUCAGCCAAACCGAGUUCUUGUGGUACCAGCGACAAACGUCACGCUUUCUGCGUCUACGGUGAGAGCGUUAAACAAGAACUUCUCCAUCGCUUUCUUUUUUCCGGCAUUCAUCACACUUCUUUUCUUUCAGCACAACAGGACUGUGUAUGACAUUGUGGCCGGCACCAUUGUGGUCAAGAGAAACAGGCUUAGAUGACUUUGUCAUUAAAGUCAUCAUCAUCCCAACUUUGUAAUGCAAAAACAAGCUCAUAGACAAAGGAGAGCAAACCAGCUGCAGUGACACAUACUGAACUGAAAUAAGGCUAUUGGCCUCUCAAAGAACUGCCACUUUAAGUGCUGAACACGUUAUAUCCAGUAUUUCUCACCCAUCUCUUCUGGACAUUUAGUUUUGUAAGCAUGAAUUGCUUUCUCAGAAGUAUUUUUAAUCAUCUCUGUUGACAUCUUUGAAUAUUUUUCUUGUGCCAAAGUAAGAUAAUUUAUAUAAAUGUGCUGCCGCAUAAUACUUGAACUUCCCCUGGUACAUCUUUCUCUCUCUUUGUUAAUGUGUGUGGAAUAUUGAUUGGAAUAUUUACUUAAGAAUAUUCUUUGACUAAUGGAAUUUGAGCAGGAAUUAACAUAUUUCUCCAAAUGCAAUAUCGUUUGGUUAUAGAUCCUAAUCUACUCACUGCAUUUGUAUUUCAGAUGAAUGUUUUGUUCCUAAUUACUUAUCUCUAUUUUAUGGCCUUUAAAAGCUUGAAAAUGCCGGGAAAACAUUUUAUUUGUACAGCUGAGCUGUUUUGCAUACUGAAUUUUCACUGCAUGCCUUCUUCAGCUCUGUGUUCUGCACUAUCCUGAGCUGCCGAGUUGAUUAUUUCAACUUUAAGUAGCCUCAUUCUUAAUCAGUUGUUAGUAUGUUAUUCCUUUUGGAUUGUAUAGAUAUGGCCAAAUCAAAAGAAUUCACUUAUGUCUCAGAGAAA
Molecule: messenger RNA, 1809 nt
Organism: Ctenopharyngodon idella (grass carp)
Lineage: Eukaryota; Metazoa; Chordata; Actinopteri; Cypriniformes; Xenocyprididae
Gene: fam8a1b
Product: family with sequence similarity 8 member A1b
Exons: 5
Coding region: 36-1049 (337 amino acids)
Source: RefSeq, a predicted model, not a curated record